GUUACAUCUCACGUACGAUCGACACAAGAUUUAAAUAGCAAUCCUGUUUUGAAAUGUCGUUCAGAUUUGAAUGAUACGUAUAACGAGCAAUAAAAAAUAAUAAAGAAAAUUUGAGAAAAAGAAAGAAGCGUGAGGCUGUGAGACAAAUGGUUUAUCAACGUGGAAAUCAAAGGGAUGGUUCCCCACAUUAUGUUUUUUUGUAUUCGGAUGAUGAAAAUAGUGGAGACGAAGAAAAUAUUCCUUUACAACAACGUAACAAACCUACAUCAUUACCACGUAAAGUGGAAGUUAUAAAUGUUCCACUUAAAUCAGAAGAUACAUUACAAGCAUUGGCAUUACGGUAUAGAUGCACGAUCUCUGAAUUGAAGAGAAUCAACAAGAUUCACAAAGAGAAUGAAAUACAUGCAAGACGGUUUAUAAAAGUACCUAUACAACCAUUUUCUUUAUUGACCGAGACUUUAGAACAACACCAGAGUGGCCAGGCAGAUAGAAGCAAAGUAAGUAUGUCCAGUUCUGGUGAAGAGAUGGAAAAUACAGUAACAAAAGGUCCAUUAUUAAAUGUGAUAAAAAAUCCUGUUGUAAUCGAAUUGCCAAAGGCAGAAAUUAAUACAAUUAUAUUAAAUUCAGUUUGUGAACCUCUGUCAUCAUUCAAUAGUGGUAACUCUUUAGAAAUUAGCAAUUCAGAAUGUGACCAAUUACUUACCUCAGCAGAGAGUAACACAAAAAACUCUCAUUUAACAGAAACAUUUAGAUGUUCUGGUGAUGAUUGUGGAUUAUCCUGGACACAACUUCUUGGUUUUUCUUUAUUGUUAGGUUUUGCAGGACCUAUUAUAUACAUACUUUAUAUAGCUGAAUUUUCAUCCAAAACUCAUUCAGUUACUAAUCAUUAGUUAGAUUUCUAACAGACAAGUGGCUGUUAUUAUAAGUAUAAUUUAUUGUACUAGCAACAUUUACAGCAAUAAUUGUAGUUAUAACUUGCAAUAACAAUCAAUCAUAGGUGACUAUGUUAUUUUACGUAAGUGAGAUUGCAUUAAGAAGUAAAGCGUGUCAUUACAUGGCUAACAAAAAUAUUUCACAAGAAAGUAGUAAGAAGAUAUUCCUUUAUGAUAUUUAAAGUGUAUAAAUGAGAUUUUUUAAUUAUAUGAUAUACAAAUAAGAAAAAUGAAGAAAUAAUAUUAAAUAGCACAAUAUAUAGUGCCUUUGUGAUUAUCUGUUUAAUACAAUAUUGUGGUAAUAAUCGUGAAUUUUUUCCGAUAUUGUAUUAAACGUGCGUAUAAAAAUACGAAUCGCCAAAGUUAUUUGUAAUGAUCUUGUACAAAAGUGUUAAUGGAUACAUAUGUACCCUUUUUAAGUUCUGUUAAUGUUUUGACGAUUCAUGUAAUAUGAAAACAUUUGACAUUGUAUCAA
Bombus impatiens (common eastern bumble bee) is the source of this 1407-nucleotide messenger RNA. RefSeq names its product lysM and putative peptidoglycan-binding domain-containing protein 3. NCBI's taxonomy places the organism in Eukaryota, Metazoa, Arthropoda, Insecta, Hymenoptera, Apidae. The transcript has 3 exons. Bases 147 to 890 code for a protein of 247 amino acids. The record is from RefSeq and is a predicted model, not a curated record.